Messenger RNA from Stomoxys calcitrans (stable fly), 4416 nucleotides. RefSeq lists its product as uncharacterized. The record is from RefSeq and is a predicted model, not a curated record. Gene Ontology annotation, molecular function: zinc ion binding; nucleic acid binding. The coding region runs from base 1 to 4416 and encodes 1471 amino acids. NCBI's taxonomy places the organism in Eukaryota, Metazoa, Arthropoda, Insecta, Diptera, Muscidae. The transcript has 4 exons.
AUGGUAAGGAGAGGAGAGAAUAAUACAGAGGUUGAAAAAAACCAACUAAGAGUGGUUCAGGGUCCCUUUGGAGACUUAUAUCUCGAUGAUAGGAUUUUCCUUAGUCUAGUAGCCUCAGAUGUAUCCUCCACGGAGCUGCAGAAUUCCACACAGGAUUUGUUCCGAGCCUUUCUAAGUUCAGCCUUAUGGACGUCCCAAUCGUGUGGUGCCCUUGUGGCUUUCGCUCUGUUGAAGUGUACUCUGCAGUCGUUCCUUACACCAACCAGUUUUGGGGUCCACCAUGGUGGUCGCUAUUUGCCACUUGGCUUGGCAUUAGAACAUGCUGACACAAAGUCGUUCAUUCGCUUAGCUGAUCGCCUUGUCGCAUUCAAUGCUGAUAUAGGUGAUAAUACGCUUCCGCUCUCAUCGAUUCACUUAAUUAAUAUACACAUGACAGAGCUGAAGUCAUUAUGGAGCGACAUUAAGUCCACUUUCGAUACAUUCAUGGCUGAUCGUGAUAGUGAGCAAGACGAAGACGAGGGCGGAGCAGACGAUUCCGUAAAUGCAUCCGAGCUGGAGACCUUCCGAGCCAAGUUUAAGAGUUCUUAUGUGACUUACUGCAACUGCUUGGCGACAUUGUCACAGCUCGCGGAGGAGUUUCAGUUGCCGGCAACUAAGAUUUCUCCAAGCCAACGUCUUGUCGCAAAUCCACCUGUUUCCGAAGGUCAUCCAGAAUUUCAAGACACUCCGUCUUCUACGGGAAGGACUGAUUAUUCCUUUCAUCUCCCGCCAUGUGAUACAGAGGUUUUCCACGGUGAUUAUAUGUCCUGGCCUACUUUCAGAGACAUGUUUACGGCAGUGUACAUAAAGAAUUCCAGACUUAGUUUUGUCGAGCGUCUGUUUCACUUGACGCAAAAAACGCGAGGCGAGGCUCGUGACAUUGUUCAGAGGAGCCCUUUGACGAAUGAUGGUUUCCAUUUGGCAUGGAAAAAUCUAUGCGCUCGUUAUGAGAAUAGACGAAUCCUUGUUAACGGGCAGCUAAAGGUUUUGUUCAAUCUUCCUUCCAUUUCCAAAGAGUCCGCCAGUGCACUUAAACAGUUGCAGCGCGACCUUACUUCUUGUAUCUCGGCCCUAGAGUUGUGUGACAUUGAUGUCAGAGGUUGGGACCCUCUAUUCGUAUUUCUCUGUUCGAAUCGUCUUCCAGAGUCCACACUUACCUUAUGGGAGCAGGGUCUCGCAGAUAAGACUGCAAUUCCUAAGUGGUCUGACCUUGACUCCUUUCUUACGAAUAGAUACCGGACACUGGAGUCCGUUUCUGAAAUGCGUGCCAAUCCCAAUGCAAGGGAUCAAGAUUCAAAAUCCAAUAGCACGAAUACUAAGAGUUCGAGAAAUAUUAAUUCAUUCCAAGUGAGAGUUUCGGGUCCACAAUGUCCUUUAUGUCCAAGAGAGUUCCAUGUGAUUAGGAAGUGUCCUAAGUUCAUAGCAAUGGACAUUAAUCAGAGAAAGUCCGAGAUAAGGAAGCAAGGUCUGUGUUUGAACUGUUUUUCUAAAACUCAUCACGUUCGAAAUUGUACAAGCAAGAACACUUGUUUCCAGUGCCAGAGGAAGCAUAAUACUUUGCUUCAUGAGAGUUCCGCUAAUCCAGAGGCCAGUAACUCAAGAGUGCAGACUCCGGCAAAUACAAAUUCAGGUUUGAAUGCAAACUCCUCACCUUUCGCUCCUAGUCCUAUACAGUCCACUAGUUCUGGUACGGGAGUCGUUCAAACCUAUUUCUCUUCCAGUUCUCGUGGCGUUUUGCUGGGGACUGCUUUGGUUGAUGUGUUGCACUUGGGUGUUACGUACCAGGCACGAGUGCUUUUGGAUUCUGGGUCGCAGGGUACAUUCAUUUCAGAGAGACUUUUCAAUAGAUUGCAGCUCCCAUAUAGAAAAGUCAAUGCUCAGAUUUCUGGUCUGAAUGAUUCCAUGGCUGCUUCCGUUCGAAAGGAAUGUACUCUGCUUCUAUGUUCGAGAUAUGCAGAUGCUCAAAUUUCGGUUAAGGCCUUCGUUAUUACUAAUUUAUCUGGUGCCCUUCCAUCUCAUUCAAUACCCCCCUCCAUCUUCUCUCAGCUGCCCCAAUUCGAGCUGGCAGAUCCACUAUUUCACAGGAGUUCCAGUAUUGAUAUUCUGAUUGGUGGUGACUUCCUUCCUUCCAUCAUGCGGUCCGGCGUGAAGCAUGAUAUUUGUGGUUCCUUGAUGGGCCAAAAUACCAUCUUUGGAUGGAUUUUGACUGGCCCCAUUCCGAUCCAAUCUCCAUCUCCAUAUUCCAGAAUUAUUUCCAACUUUUGUGAAAUCUCUUUGGACAAAGAGAUUUCGAGAUUUUGGGAGGUGGAGAAUCUUCCAAGGAAGAACUUUGUGUCAGCAGCUGAUAGAUUUUGUGAGGAAUUGUUCGUUUCAACUACUAAGAGGGAUGAAGAUGGAAGGUACGUUGUUCAUCUUCCGUUCAAAAGAGAUUUUCCCAAGAGUAUAUCUCUAGGUAAUUCACGGACAAGUGCUAUGGCCCAAUUUUUGAGAAAUGAAGUCCGCCUCCUUCGCAAUCUUGCGUUCAAGGAUGAGUAUGAUUCCGUUAUCCAAGAGUACGCGAAUUUAAGCCACAUGUGUCAAGUUGAGACUUCUAGUUCUAUGGGAAGUGCGUCUCAUUACUACCUGCCGCACCAUGCGGUUAUAAAACCAGAGAGCACUACCACCAAAGUUCGGGUGGUUUUCAAUGCUUCUUCACCUUCCUCUAAUGGCGUGAGUCUUAAUGACACUUUGCAUACAGGUCCUGUGUUGCAGAGUGAUCUGACUGUGUUGAUUCUCAAGUGGCGAUUCUUUCGGUAUGUGUUCAAUGCCGACAUUCAAAAGAUGUACCGGCAGAUUAGAGUUCAUCCCAAUCACACACCGUUCCAAAGAGUUCUAUUUCGAAGAGAUCCAAGUGACGACGUUCAAGAUUUCGAGUUGAAGACUGUCACUUUCGGUGUGAAUUGUGCUCCAUACUUAGCUAUUCGCACUCUUUUCCAACUUGCUGAUGACGUUCAAUCCAGUCAUCCUAUUGCCAGUGAAAUACUUCGCAGUUCUAUGUACGUGGAUGAUGCCCUAGUGGGUGCACAUUCGCUGCAGAAGGCAAUGCAGUCUAAGGAGCAGUUGAUAUCCGCUUUGGCUUCGGCCGGCUUCCUCCUGAGAAAAUGGACAGCAAAUUCAAAGGAUAUUCUAGCAGGUCUUCCUUCCGAUCAUUUGCUGUGUGAAGAUUUUUUGGACUUCGACGACAGUAGCACAGCAAAAAUGCUAGGAAUUCGUUGGAAUGCUCGAUCCGAUUCGUUCUAUUUCACUACCAAGCCAUUCCCAGAUUCAUCCAGAGAUACUAAAAGAGAACUCCUUUCCCAGAUUUCAAAGCUUUUCGAUCCUGCUGGUUGGCUAUCGCCAUGUAUUGUGGUAGCAAAGAUUCUUAUGCAGAGGAUAUGGUCAGAGGGUACGGGCUGGGACGAGGUCGUUACCCCUGGCACACUUGCAAAGUGGAAAGAGUUUCAGACGUGUUCUUCGGCUAUAAAUGAAGUUCGAAUUCCGAGGUGGCUUCAUUAUGUUCCUUCCGCCGAUAUUCAAUUCCAUGGCUUCUGUGAUGCUUCAGAAAGGGCAUACGCAGCAGCUUUGUAUGUGCGAAUAGCUACAACUACUUCGGUCUCUACACAUUUGGUCUAUUCAAAGACAAGAGUGGCUCCUGUUAAGACAUUGUCCAUUCCGAGGUUAGAGCUUUGUGGGGCUGUUCUAUUGGCAGAGAUGUUAGAUACAUUACUUCCGACACUUAACAUUCCCAAGUAUUCUCUUUUCUGUUGGACAGACUCCACUAUUGUCCUUUCCUGGCUUUCGAAACCUCCGUGUUGUUGGGCAACAUUUGUUGCAAACCGAAUUUCAAGUAUAGUUCAAGUGGUUGACCCCUCCAAGUUCGGUCAUGUUCCCUCAGAGACGAAUCCUGCCGACCUCGCUAGCCGAGGUCUCCUGCCUCAGGAUAUCGUCGCAAAUGAGUUGUGGUGGUCGGGACCUGAGUGGCUCCGCGACUCCCCUGAGUGUUGGCCUAAUUCUGUUCAAUCCACUAUUCCCGAGAUAGAUUUGGAGCGUAAAGCCAUAAAGGUUCAUCAUACUUACUUUCAGAACUACCAGGACGUUCUUGAACGUUUUUCUUCCUAUCCACGAGCGCUACGUGUACUGGCUUAUGUGUAUCGAUUCUUCUAUCGUACUCAUCCAAGAUUUCGUUCCAGCUUUUCAAAGCAGUCCACUUUGAUCACAAGUUCUGAGCUUGUACUGGCUGCUCGUGAAGUUCAUCCACCAACUUACUAUCCACGGGGGGAAUCAGCUUGUACUUCGUAUGGUCAGAUCACAGUACUGGAUCCCGAAGGUCAAGAAUUUAAUCAAAACGACCAUCAAUAA